This is a messenger RNA of Malania oleifera, 5603 nucleotides long. RefSeq lists its product as uncharacterized. Gene Ontology annotation, molecular function: protein dimerization activity; DNA binding. The transcript has 5 exons. The record is from RefSeq and is a predicted model, not a curated record. NCBI's taxonomy places the organism in Eukaryota, Viridiplantae, Streptophyta, Magnoliopsida, Santalales, Ximeniaceae. Bases 2436 to 5447 code for a protein of 1003 amino acids.
UUUUAAAUAACGGCCGUUACGUAACGUAACGGCCGAUACGUAACGUAAAUCAAGGACUCCGAAACCGAUCCGGGCCGAUAAUGCGGUUCGGAAAAAAUUCACAGCCGUAACGGCCGUUACGGCUCCGUAACGGUCCGUAACAGCCGUUACCCCUACGUUACACUCCGUAACAGUCCGUUACGGACCGUUACAUACCGACAACUUGCAGAAUCUGCUUUCUGCUGCGCAGCGUUCCUUUCCCCCUUUCCCGAGUCCCAAGCACCCAUCUACCAUUCAAUCUACCUAAAUCUAACAUUCAAAAACAAAAAUACUUACUUGCAGUUUUGUUGGCCGAGCCGCUGAAGCUAUAAGAUGGCUUCACGCCUUCACUCCUUUGAAGCCUGAGUUACUCAUCUUCGCAGCCUUCGUUUCCUGAAUCCUGAACCUAACAAAGUUCUUCGAAGCUUGAGAGUGGCCGAACGAAGGCAGCUUCAUCCGCCACCGCCAGUCGUCGCACUCGCCGCCACCAGCCAGCCCUCUACCAGUCGUCGGCGUCGUCGCACUCGCAGCCACCAGCCAGCCCUCCGCCAGUCGUCGCACGAAGCUUCGAGGCUUCGAGGCUCCUCCAUCCUCCGAGUCGCCUCCCCUCUCUCGGUCUCACUCAGAGUCUCAGACUCUCUGCCCUCUGCUCAUCUCGCGUAUGAGAUAAGCUUUAUUUCAAUAACACUCAACACCCACAACCACAUUUUAAAUAUUUUAUUAUGUUUUUUUUUUAAUUAUAAUUUAUUGUAAGUAAUGUUUGUUAAAUUAAAUUAAAAAAAAAAAAAGUAAUUUAAUAGAGUAAAAAGCUUUAAAAUUUCAGAUUCAUUUAAUAUGCAAGCAUGUCAUAUUCUGUUUUGAUUAACAUACUUUUAUUCAUUCUUUACGUAUUCUUUCUUUCCUUUUGGUUUCAUUGCAUAUAAAAUAUAUAUUAUUUUAAAAUAAAUGACUAUGACAUGGCAUUCCAAAAAUAUGGAGUGGACAAUUUCUCAUGUUCUAUUUCUAUGCAAUUUUAUAUUUGUGAGUAAAACAACAUUUUGCAUAAUUAUUUCCCCUAACAGCAUUUUUUUUGUUGUAAAUUAUUAUAUUCAUAUACAAUAUCAAUUUCAUUUAUAUGGUAUCGCAUUAACAUUUUUUGAAAGCUGACACCAUUAGAAAUAGACUAAUAGUAUUAUGGUUACAGACUUCCAAGAUACAACAUUAGUACAAAAAAUACUCUUUUCUAGUCUUAUGCCUUGCCUAUAGAUGCAGCUCUUGUUUUUUUUUUCUUUUCAAAGAUCAGAAAUCUCCCACAUCUUAAACUUUUUAUUAUGUUUUUUUUUUAAUUAUAAUUUGUUGUAAAUUAUGUUUGUUAAAUUGAAUUAAAAAAAGAGUAAUUUAAUAGAGUAAAAAAUCAAAAAAUAGUAAUAAUUAUGUAAAAUAAAAUUUUCUUAAUUUAUAAAUAUUUUAAUUGUCUUAUAUUUUUUGAAAGGUAAUUAGGAAAAUUUAGUUUUAUCACAUAUUUCCUAUUUAUAAAUAUUUUUUAAGUUUUAAAAUAUCAUUUUGACGUUAAAUUUAAAAUUAGGUAAAAUAAAUCGUUACAUGAUCUAUUUUUUGUUUUUCAGUUAUCAAAUAAAGUAAAAAUUGAUAACUUAAUAAAAAACAUUUUAACCUAAUAGUUAAUAUAUUAAUAAUUCAGAUUUUUGCUAAUUACUAGUUUACUACUGGAAUUUGUAGAAAAAUUUUAUUUUAAUCCAUAAAUUGAGAAAAUGCUUAAAAAAUUAAAUAGAAAAUUUAUACUGUAUGGAUCUCUAUUAGUGAUGCUGUGAUGUAUAUAAAAGUAGAGCAAGUUUUUUCCACCUUUAAAAUUACAAUGUUAAUUUCUUAUAGUUAUAAAUAAAAAUAAAAUCAAGUUAAAAAAAUAAUGAAAAUACCUUUUUAAAGAUAAAGGAAUAUAUUUUUUUGUAAUAAAAUAUCUAAUAUUUUAAUCCAUAUACUGAGAAAAUGUUUAAAAAAUUAAAUAGUCAAUUUGUAAUGUAUGGAUCUCUAUUUGUGAUGCUAUGAUGUAUAUGAAAGUAGAGCAAAAAUCUUUUUCACCUGUUAAUUUCUUAUAGUUAUAAAUGAAAAUAAAAUCAAGCUAUAAAAAAUAAUGAAAAUAUCUUUUUAAAGAUAAAGGAAUAUAUUUUUUUUGUAAUAAAAUAUCUAAUAUUUUAUAAUUUUGUUUAUUUAUAUAUAAAAAUAAUAAACAUUACUUAUUAUUUUUAAUCAAAUAUUAUACUUAUUUUUACGUAAUAAGUAUUUAAAAUUAGGACUAUUUAGUACUUAUUAUUUAAUAUUUACUAAAUUACUAAUUAUAUUAUUCCUGUCAUUGUAGGAAGGUUGUAACUUUGUAUUUUCUUUAUAUUUUGUGUAGAGAUCAUCAAAUUAAGUCUAUCAAUAUGUCACGUGAUAGAGGAAAUGAAAACUUACCUAGUGAAGAUAUUGGAUGGCAUUUUGGUACUGCGGUAGACGGUAAUAGACAUGUUAUUAUGUGUAAGUUAUGUGGGAAGAUAAUCAAAGGGGGCAUUACACGCUUGAAACAACACUUGGCACAUAAAAAGGGUCAAGUAGCUGGAUGCUCAAAUGUGACCACACAAGUAAGAGAACAAAUGAUGAAACAUCUACAACAGUAUGCUGAGAAGAAAAGAGAUAAACAAAAAAGGCAAGAAGAAGCAGAAGCCCAAAUUAGAGGAGAUUUUGAGAAUUUCAGCGAUGAAGAAGACUUGGAAGAAGAAAGUAUGAGAUUCGCUCGACAAGAAAGCAUGCGAUCACAACAACAAUGGGAAGAGAGACAAAGAUUUCGAGCAAGAACAACUGGAAGGGGUAAUAUUUAUGAAGAGGGAGGUGGCUCUGGCAGUGGUGCUACCAGUGGUUUCAAUAGAGCAGGAGCUCGAUCUUAUAGUGGUCGAGAAGCUGGAGGUAGUGGACGACAAUGGAUCAAUCCUGAUGCCCCUGAAGCUAGACUAAAGGCAAUGGAUCCUAUUUUAGAAAGAAGCAAGAGUGCGAAACAACCAAAACUCAACACAAAGUUACUGAAAGGUUUAAGAAGUAAAUUAGGAAAAGCGGUUGGAAAAUUCCUAAUUUAUAAUCGGAUUCCAGCGAAUGUAGCUGACUCUCCAUUUAUGCAGCCUAUGCUUGAUAUUGCUGCAGAGGUUGGAAAGGGGGUGAAGGGUCCAUCACCCUAUGAGAUAUCUGAAAUUUAUUUGGAGCAAGAGUAUCAAGAAAUGAAAAAUUAUAUAGCUUCUUUUGCUGGAAUUUGGAAGGAAAGAGGUGUAACACUUAUGUGUGAUGGUUGGUCAGGACCAACUAGAAAACACAUUAUAAACUUUUUAGUUUAUUGCGAUAGAGGCACCGUGUUUCAUAAAUCAGUUGAUGCCUCUGAUGUGCCAAGCAGAACAGCUGAAUAUUAUUUCAGAUUAAUGGAUGAGGUGGUUGAAGAAAUUGGAGAGGAGAAUGUUGUCCAAGUAGUGACUGAUAAUGAAGCUGCAAUGAAGGCAGGAGGAAAAUUAUUAAUGCAGAAGAGGCCCAAUCUCUAUUGGACAGCAUGUGCAGCUCAUUGCAUAGACCUUAUUCUUGAAGAUAUUGGUAAGAAAAGUAACGUGAAGAAGGUCUUAGAAGAUGCAAGAACAAUAACCUCAUUUAUUUACAACCACACAUGGACAGUGAAUUUCAUGAAGAAAUUCACAAAUAAUAGAGAGUUACUUCGCCCUGCCAUCACUCGAUUUGCCACAAAUUUCAUUGCUUUGGAGACUAUUGUCAGGCAUAAACAAGCACUAAGGGAAAUGUUUACAUCUGAUGCUUGGAAAAACUCAAGGUUUGGAAUGGCAAAAUCAGGCCCAGCAUAUGAUUCGAAGAAAAUUAUCUUAGGCAAAGAGUUUUGGCAAAAGGCCUCUGAUAUAAUUAAAGUGCAAGAACCCUUGGUGAAAGUUCUUAAAUUGGUUGAUGGUGAUGAAAAACCAACCAUGGGCUUCAUAUACGAGGCAAUUGAUAGGGCGAAGUUGGCCAUUCAAAAAGAUUGCCGGUUUUACAAAGACUAUUGGAAAAUUAUUGACAACCGGUGGAGUUUUCAGUUGCACCAAGAUUUGCACGCUGCUGGGUAUUUUUUGAACCCACAAUUUCUUUAUGGUGCCCCACCCUCUCCUGAAGUUGCUAGAGAAGUCAUGGAUGGAGUUAAAAAAGUGAUAACCAAGUUGGUACCCGAUAUAGAUACUCAAAUUCGGGCUAUUAAUCAAUUGUUGCUAUAUCGAGAUAGGCAAGAGACUUUUGGAACCCCGUUGGCUCAAAGGGCAGUAAAACAAACAAAUCCUGCUGAAUGGUGGAUUCAUUAUGGCUUGUGUGCUCCUGAGCUCCAAAGAAUAGCAAUUAGAGUUCUUAGCCAGACCACAUCAGCUUCGAACUGUGAGCGUAAUUGGAGCACCUUUAGCCUCAUCCAUACGAAAACAAGAAAUAGAUUAAAGUACAUGAGACUACAAAAACUUGUUUUCGUACAUUACAACAUGAGGUUAAAGUUAAGACGUACAAUGAGAAGAAGCCAACGAGAAAUUGAAGAGGGUUUCAAUCCUAUCAAUUUGGAUUACAUUUUCGAAGAAGAUGAUCCUUUAAGUCAAUGGUUAGAGGAGAGAGAGACACCACUACUCGACGGUCAGGACAAUUCAAAUUGGUUAAAUGAAGAGGUUGGUGGUACUACAGAAGGAGGUGAUCAACCACCAAUAAACGCGCAUGAUGAUUCAAGUUCAAGUCCUGAACGCACACAAAGUGAUGACAAUCUUGGUUUGAGCCCACCAAGUGAUGAUGAUGGUAAUAGUGGUGCUGGAGCUGGGGUUGGGGGGGGUGGCAGUGGUGGUGGUGGAGGCGGCGGUGUAGAAUAUAAUUAUGGAUAUGAUACAGGGACAUCAUUUGGAAGGGAUAUAUAUCCUUCUGAUCCUUAUGGACUACAUGACAUACCUGAAAAUUAUGACUUGGGUAUUCCUCCAGGGAACCAAUCUUCACAACCCAGGAGAAGGAGUGCUCGUGGUGACCCUAGCGAUUCUACUGAAGAUUCAUAUGGUGUGGUUCGUAGUUUUGGCGACUUUGGUUUAGAUGGUUCAUCAUCACAAUCAUAUGGAUCUCAUCCAGCAUAUCCACAUUAUGCAUCUCGUGACUCACAUUUUUAUCCCAGUGGAUCAGGAAUCUCAGGAUCUAGUGAGUCUUCUUCUACACACUACCCAGAGCCAGCCCCUGCCCCAACUUAUAGACAUUAUUCAGGAGAAUUUUCAUCACCAGUACAUUUUCAAGAGCAACAACAAAAUGACGCAAACUUGGGUUCAUUUAACUAUGUAUUUCCACAAGGAUGGGGAGAUAAUUUCCCAUCCCAAUCUCAAGAUACAGAUGCAAAUUAUGAAGACCCUCCACGUCAUUCUUUUUGGUGGUGACAUGAGUUAUGUUAUAAAUUUGUAAUAUUGUAUUCAUGUAUUUUCAACUAUUUAUUGAUAUUUGAUAUUAAUCACUUUUUAAAUUCAUGUAUAUGUAAUCACUGUAAUGUGUAUAUUGAGUAUUAAGUCUAUUGAGUAUUGAUUCAUUUUUAGUAA